GCUAUCCAUUAAGCUGAAUUUUUUGCUAAUGGAAGCUACUUUUCCAAAGUCCCACUAAUAUUUUUGUCUUAAGAAGUCACUAAUUUUCUUAGUUGAAAGUAAAGAGAAUCUAAGCAAGAAACACAAAGAUCAAAGAUAACUAAUCAUCAUCCAAUGAGUAUGAGCCAUAACUACUAGAAAGAACAUAUAAAGUCUGAUUGACGUUAGGUGUAGUAUUGACUAACAUACCUAAUGACAAAAUUCACCAAUCUAGAAAACUACAAAGUAUUGACAUAAAUUCAUCUCAACAAAAUCAAAUCGACUAUAUGCAUACUUUGUAUUAAUUAAGUUGGUAAUAUGCUGUUGCACAAAAGGCAAAUCAUAGACUUUAGAGUUUAGACUUCUUCUCUAUGUCCUUUUCUUGGUAGGGAAGCCUAAACAACUAUACAUACAUUCACCCAAAAUUUUGAGCUUUCAUAUUAGUUGAACUACUAAAAACUUUUUUUUGCUCUCAAACAAUAUCUUAAGAUCAAAGCCUCUUAUAUCUUUAAGAGCUUGAUCUUCGAGAGCGAAUGGAGAUAGAUGAGUUCACUUUCCCUACGACGAAUCCAGAUAACACUCCGAUUGAUUCUCCUCCGUUAUGGAGGCUCUCUCCAACGGCCUCGCCUACACCAUCCUAUGAAGAAGCAAUCAAAGGGUUGAAGCUUACCGCGAAAAUAGGUGAAAAUGGCAACUUUUAUUCUAGGAAAAGUUGUUCAUUUUUAGAAGGUAAGUGCUUAAUGAAAAGAUCAAAAAUGUGUGAUAGUAAUAAUAGUACUACUCAAGAAUAUGAUCAAGAUCAUCAAGAGAAAAUGGAUAUGUUAUGGGAAGAUUUAAACUAUGAAGAAUUGUUCAAAAGUAGGCGUGAUUCAAGAAAUAUUGACUACCAUGAAAAGUUUACUAGAGGAAGUAAUGAAGUGGUUGAAUUUGGAUGUGUUCCUACACCAUUUAAGUUGGUAAGAACUAAUAAUAUUAAGAGUGGUAAUAAUAAGAGAUUACCAAGUAUGAUAGUUUUAGUAAAAGUGCUUAAAAGAUUUUUUGUGCUUCAUCAAUCUGCAAAGAAGAAGAGGUCUCGUUGAUUAAUUUCAUCUUGUAAUUAGGUUUUCUUGUAAUUUGAUCAGUUUUAUACAUACUUGUUACUUAAGUAUAUAUAUAUAUAGUAAGAUUAAGACACAAUUAACAAUACUUGAUUGAUUGUAUAAUAUAUGGUUUCAUUUCAUAUUGUUAGUUU
Beta vulgaris subsp. vulgaris (sugar beet) is the source of this 1249-nucleotide messenger RNA. RefSeq lists its product as uncharacterized. The transcript has a single exon. Bases 552 to 1097 code for a protein of 181 amino acids. The record is from RefSeq and is a predicted model, not a curated record. Lineage: Eukaryota; Viridiplantae; Streptophyta; Magnoliopsida; Caryophyllales; Amaranthaceae.